This is a messenger RNA of Xenopus laevis (African clawed frog), 3139 nucleotides long. RefSeq names its product oocyte zinc finger protein XlCOF6-like. The record is from RefSeq and is a predicted model, not a curated record. Bases 659 to 2404 code for a protein of 581 amino acids. The transcript has 3 exons. Lineage: Eukaryota; Metazoa; Chordata; Amphibia; Anura; Pipidae.
UUUGGUUGCAUAAAAAGCAUGAGUUCUGCCAAAACAGAACCUCCUAUAGGCUGCCAGUCCACAUUGGUGCUACCAAUAGCCAAUCAUAUCCCUUACUUGUCACUCCCAGGAAUGUUUGGCAUGCUCAUGUUGCUCUCCAACUUUUUGAAUGUGGCUCAUUGCUCAUGGGUAAUAAAGGUUGGGGACCCCUGGUUUAUAUAUUUAAUCCACUUGCUCCAGUUACACCCUCCCAAGAUGUCGGAAUGUGACUCAAGUCUUCCUGAAGAACGUAAGUCUGAAAAUGAGCAGGCGCCUGCAGAAGAGACUUUCAUAAAAAAUCAUAGUUCUGGGAUUCAUUGGCGACAACCUUCCACAGACCCCAUGAAGUUUUAAAGUAUCCUUAAAAGAAGACAGGGACAAUGAAUUAGCUUACAAACAGGUAUAAUCUGAUAACAAGGGAAUAUGGUCAGCUGAAAAGGUGGGUAUUAGAAUUAUACAGCCAUAGCCACAGCAGAUAUUUCCUAUGUUAGCUUAUAGCUUUGCCAGAGAGAUACCUCAAACUGUGCCAUAGCCAUUCCCUUAUUCACCACCACCUUAUUGUUUCAUUUAGUUGUGUAAUAACCAAAGAGCUAGUGAAAACUAAGGCUGAUUUAAUUUUCUGAAAUGUUAGAUUCCUGUCAUGUAUUAUGAAGACGAAGAUUCAUUGGAAGAUGAAGACCGAUCAUCAGUAGAACAGACAAAGCUAUCAGUGAUGAAUAAUGAUUGCACUGGAGAUUUUAUCUCAAUAAAUGAGAAUGGAGAGACUUGCAGUCCACCACGCUCCCUCAGAUUGACAGCAGAAGAAGAGAAUAUCAAGCCUGAUGCACAUGAAAAGACUGUAUCAGGACAGUACAUUUACACCCAACAAGAACCUGCAGAGGGACCAUUUGGAAGAAUGGAUGCUGAGAGCUUCAGCAUUUACAACUCCAUAGAUCCCAAAACCGGGCAGGUUAUAGAGGUGACCACCUAUGUAUGCACCGAGUGCGGAAAAAGUUUUACCGACAGGACAGUUUUUUUCAGGCAUCAGAAAUAUCACACCUUGGAGAAGCCGCACACAUGUAAUGUAUGUGGCAAGACAUUUUCCUACAACUCACACCUUGUUAUUCAUCAGAGGAUCCACGCAGGGGAAAGACCGUAUUCAUGUUCCUAUUGUGGUAAGAGUUUCACCGACCGUCCGUCUCUUGUAAAACAUGAACGUAUCCACACAGGAGAAAAACCAUUUGCAUGCACUGUAUGUGGCAAAUGCUUCACUGAUAGGUCUAAUCUGGUAAAGCAUCACAGGAUCCACACCCGAGAAAAGUCGCUCACGUGUAUAGAAUGCGGGAAGAGUUUCACCGACCGGUCAAACCUUGUCAAACACCAGAGGAUCCACAUGGGAGAGAAGUUUUUCGAAUGCAGAGAAUGUGGGAAAAGGUUCACCAAGAACUCAAUGCUUGUGGUCCAUAGGAGAAGCCACACUGGGCAGAAACCAUAUGCAUGCAAGGAGUGCGGAAAAAAAUAUUCAUGUAAUUCACAUCUUAUUGUGCACCAGAGAACUCACAUGGGGAAACAGCCUUUUGUCUGCCAAGAAUGCGGGAAGAGUUUUACAGACAGUUCGACACUUGUUAUACAUCAGCGAGUGCACACAAGAGAGAAUCCAUUUGUGUGCAUGACAUGUGGCAAUAGAUUCAGCAAGGUGUCAGCUAUGGUUAAACACCAGAGAACCCAUACAGGUGAAAAGCCAUUUGGUUGUUCCCAGUGCGGGAAAAGUUUCAGCAACAGUUCAUUGCUUGCUAAACAUCAAAGGACACAUACAGGAGAGAAACCAUUCUGUUGUAUACUUUGUGAUAGACACUUUGCUGCCCGUUCUACUCUUGUCAAGCAUGAGCUGACCCACACUAGGGAGAAACCAUACACGUGUACAGACUGCGGAAAAUCUUUCUCUUGCAACUCACACCUUGUCGUUCACCAGCGAUUCCAUACUGGCGAGAAACCGUUUCCAUGCACUGAAUGCGGUAAAAGCUUUACAGAUAGUUCAACCUUGGUCAGGCACCAGAGAAUACAUACAGGAGAGAGACCUUUUGUGUGCAACUACUGUGGAAAAAACUUUAUAGAUAACUCAACACUCAUCAAACACCAAAGAAUUCAUACAGGCGAGAGGCCAUAUUUGUGUAAAGUUUGUGGAAAAUGCUUCACCGAUAGUUCAACCCUGGUGAAACACCAGCGGAUCCAUACGGGAGAGAAACCUUAUACGUGUAACGACUGUGGCCGGAGUUUUACUGAUUGCUCCACACUUCUCAAACACCAGAAAAUUCAUAGAAGAGGAGAUUCAUUAGCCAACAACAUCACUGAGAAUACUGGCCCUGGAAAUUUAGAUCAGGUUAUUGGUACAGAGUUGACGCAAUAAAACUGGGAAAUAUUGACAAAAGCAGUGUUAAUAUGUGAGAAGGAGUAUUAAAGUAAGAGCUGAGUACAAGUGUUGGAAAGCAGAGCUCCGUACUGGGUAGACAUGGUUACUUUUAAGUAUUCUAACACCUAUCAGACCUAUGUAUCCAAGGGAACGUUUAUGGAGACAGCUCUGCUGAUAAGCCUUUGUUCUUCUCUCUAUCUUAUAUGGCUCCACAUGGUGCCCUAAUAGCAAUGUUCAAAUUUAUUUUAUAUUUUCAAGGGAAACUUUCCCUUGCAUAAAUAAUUUUGAGACUUUCCUGUGAAGUCCAGCUUCAACAGGAUGGAAAAUGCACUUUGGUGAGUCUUCAAAUCCAAAAUGUUACAUAAUCUAAAAAAGGUUGUAAUAGUGUAUUUAUGGACAAUAUCUCUGUUACAUUAUGUGCAAAUGUAUUCUUCAGGACAUGUUCUGCAUUUGGUUUGUCAUUUGGUUUAACAUGAGGUAGAGACUACAUACAGAGAGCAUAAUGAGAAGUCAAAGCCAAAACUUCAAGGAGGCAAUGAGAUACGAUGAAGCAAUGUGACAUUGAAGAUGAUCAGAGAGUUUACAUACGUUUUAUUGCAAAUGCAUGGAAACAGAUGUUAUUAGAAAAUGCUAAGAGUUAAAGGAGAACUAAAGCCUAACUAAAGAAGUAAGGUAGAAAUGUUGUGCAUAAUGUGUUGGGCUUCUAUACAAGCCCAAGGCAACCACAGCCCU